Molecule: messenger RNA, 435 nt
Organism: Miscanthus lutarioriparius
Lineage: Eukaryota; Viridiplantae; Streptophyta; Magnoliopsida; Poales; Poaceae
Source: the annotation of a GenBank genome assembly
AUGAAGGAGCCUGGUCUGAAGAAGAGGAAGAAGAACGAGGAGCAGGAACCCACACCGCCGGUAGUGGACGCCACCGGUGCCACCGUCGGAGCCGAUAAACAUGAUGCGUCGGAUCAACCGGCUGUAUUAUCAGAGCCUGUUGCUGCUGGAGGUGGUGGUGCCGAGGCCUGUACACUGGGUAAGCAUGUAGCCGAUGCUUCAAGCUCCGAUAACGACAGGAAGGACGGCUCGAAGAAGACGAAUAUGAGGAAGACGGAUCAAGUGACUGCUGAUGGAGAAGAGGCACGCUUGUUCUUGGUGGAUAAUACUGCCAGCUGCACGGUGGUGGAUUCCAACGAUGGUGUGAUCAAUGAUCAUGGUGCUUCCAUUGAUUACAAGAAGGAAGCCGGGAGCAGGGUCGUUCAGGACAUGGGCCACCAAGAGACUCUGCAAUGA